Messenger RNA from Scomber scombrus (Atlantic mackerel), 3617 nucleotides. RefSeq names its product ARV1 homolog, fatty acid homeostasis modulator (gene arv1). Gene Ontology annotation, biological process: regulation of plasma membrane sterol distribution; sphingolipid metabolic process; sterol metabolic process. The record is from RefSeq and is a predicted model, not a curated record. Lineage: Eukaryota; Metazoa; Chordata; Actinopteri; Scombriformes; Scombridae. The transcript is spliced from 5 exons. Bases 201 to 791 code for a protein of 196 amino acids. Gene Ontology annotation, cellular component: cortical endoplasmic reticulum; Golgi apparatus.
AGCAUGGUUAGCAUGCUUUUCGUAGCUGUCAACAGAGGGAAGAAUGGGGAAAGUAGCUUACAGGUGUGUUGAAUGUAAUGAAAAAGCGUCGGAGCUGCACAGAGAUUACAGUAACGGGAUCCUGAAGAUAACCAUAUGUGAGUCUUGCCAGAAGCCAGUGGACAAGUACAUUGAAUAUGAUCCAGUUAUCAUCCUGAUUGAUGCCCUUUUGUGCAAGACGCAAGCUUUCAGACACAUUUUGUUCAACACAAGCUUGGAUAUCCACUGGAAGUUGUGUGUGUUCUGCCUGCUGUGUGAGGCUUACCUCAGGUGGUCUUCACUUCAUGGCUCAAAGCAGAGCAGCGACCCUGCUGACAUCAUCAGGUACACCAAGGAAUGGGAGUUCUACGGCAUGUUUGGAUUGGCCGCCCUCGGAAUGUCUUGUGUUCGUCCCUGCAGAGCUGUCGGCGUUCUGCUGUGGAGUGCUGUGGUUCCUUUGGAUGGUGGUGGGUCGUCUUCAGGGCAGGACCAUAGAGCUCAGACUGCUCCUCAGAGCCCUGCUGCUGUCCUGCUACGGCAAGGUCCUCUUCAUCCCCGCAGUCAUCUGGGAGAAUGACUACUCCCCGCUCUGCCUGGGCUUCAUCAAGCUGUUUGUGCUCACCUCAAACUCACAGGCUAUCAGAGUGAUCCUGAACAGCAGCAGGCGUCUGUCGCUGACGGCCGUGUGCGUUGGCCUGCUGUCGGAGACCUGCAUGGCUCAGGCCGUCACCAGGCUUCCGUGGAGCAUCCAGGACAUGUUGACAUUUGACUGAACGUCCCAAUUUAUCGGAUUGAGACGUGCCAAUUAUCUCAGGGACAAAUAAGAUGACGAUGAAGGAUGCUGAAUCCAACUUUUGAGGACCUUCAUGACAUGACAAAUAUUUAUUCUUAAGAGAAAUGUUAGACAUUCUUCUGUUAACUUGCAAGACUCAUGGAAAGAAAGACAAGAUUGUGUAGCAGAGAAAAGAGAAAAUAUCCCAUCUGUUGUUUGGAAGGACACAGAGGAAUUGCCAGUGGCCCUCGUCCUUUUUUUUUUUUCUUCAUAUUUUUGGUUUUUAAUAUGGAAAACAAGCUCCUGAGCUGAGAUUUUCCAAAGCAGAACUUACUUUCUUUUUUUUACAGAAAGCCCCAGAGAGGAGCAACUACAGCAAUGGGAACAUCUGCUGAUCUCAAUGACUGUUAAACAUGCUCUAAUUCCAGUGUCCACGUUCUCCCAAGAAAAAACGACAUAAACACGGACCCCGAGGUCGUAAUUUGACAAUAACCACCUCUCUGUUUAGACAGGAGCCAGCCCAACACUCCCUCCGCAUUCUUCUGCUCAUCGCUCACAUUCUUACCUUAAUUCACACGCGUACACACACAGAUAAACAUAGACACACAUGGUGGAAGAGAUAAGUGCAGCACUACUGACUUUCACCUUGUUUAUUUCUAUGCUAACAGAUUAUAAACUGUAUGUGCCAAUGUGAUUUGCUAUUAUUUUUAUACUUGAUUAAUCUAUUAGUUGUUUGAUCCAUAAAAUGUCAGAAAAAGGAGGAAAAUGUCUGUCUCAAAAUACCUUCUUUUGUCCAAGUCAAAGAAUUUAACUGUUAUAGAAGACAAAAGAACCAGAAAAUAAUAACAUUUGAGAAGCUGGAAUCAGAGAAUUUUCACAUGUUCUCUUAAAAAGAUGACUCAAAACAAAUAGUCAAUUAUCAGAAUAGUUGGGGAUUCAUCUAAUAGUGGGCAACUAAUCAGUUAAUCGACCAAUCAUAGACAGAAGAGGUAGAGAGAAGUAAGGAAGCUGGUGUUAAAACUGCUGUUAAUGACCAAUAUUUUACUUUGAUAUUUGUAUUAUUAGAGCUGCAGGUUUUAAAUUUAAUUAUUCUCAUCAUCAAUUAAUUAUUUAGGCCGUCAGAUGUCAUAAAAAAGUGAAAAAUGCUCCUCACGCACAUACCAGACCUCAAAGUGACGGCUUCAGAUUCAUGUUUUGUGUUACCGAUUUUCCAAAACUCCAAAUAUUCAUAUUUAAAAAGCUGCAACCAGAACAUGUCUUUUCCCAAAUGAUUAAAACAAUUAUUUUGAUGAUUUCUGACUAAUCUCAACUAAUCUACAUCAUCCGAUUUCAUCAUUCUCACGACAGCCCAGUUACAAAGUACCAACAUUAUUUACUUUUGUCACUGUGAAGCUGCUGCAAUAACAUUUAGAGCAGCUCAGUAUGCUGAAAGUCACCACUGAAGUUAUUAGUUGCUGUUUUAAGGCAAGCUGAGUCAGCUUUUACAGAGUGUUGCAUGAAACCACAGCUGACAUCUGAUUUAUAGUAUUUAUUAUCAUAAUCAACAUGUUGAUAGACUGCAGCUGAUAAACCCUGUCGGCCUCAGGAAUGUGGAGCGCGUCUGUAAACAGAGCAACGUUCAAUCAGUUAAACAAACGUCCACGGCAGACCGACAGUGUGUGUGUGUAUGUGUGUGUGGAUUUUUUUCACCACAGCUGAACACAGCCUCGGUCCCACCAGGAGUCUUUGCAGGAGUUGUGACAUUAUGAUGAACUGUAGCAGAGCAGAGCAGAGACGGGCACGUGACAACAGGCAGAAUUCCUCCUGAACAAAACCAUCUGCUGAGUGAGAACUCACCCUGCAGCACUCAUACUGACAUUCAGUGCUGCACGGAGCAUCUAUAUAUUAUCAAAAUGAAUAGUGAGACACUGGUUUCAUCAGCAAAAACGUAUGAUUUAUUCUAUCUGAUAUCACUGUUAUUGCCUUUGUGUUUUUAUUUCUAAAACAUUGUGCUCCAUCUCCCUUCUUUUGGGUGUUUUUUUUUAAAGUUAUCAUUCAAGAUAUGUAUAUUUUCUGCUAUGAACACUCCUCUUUUGACCCAAGAGAACAACAGAUUACUAGAAAAUGAGGUAUAGUUUCAUUUAACUGAGGCCUAUUGACAAUAAUUGACCAUAAAUAUGUGUAAAACCUGUGGUAAUAAGUUACUUUAUGCUUUAAUUAACAGUCAAAAAGAACAUGACAUAAGUAUACUGUACUAUACUGCUGCUCUAGCAGGUUAUACAGUGAUAUUAAUGCUAGUGUUCUACAAGUUUUUUUGGAAUUGAUCCAAAGAUAUAUUUACAUCAAGCAGCUUUAAACAAUGAACUUUGGAAGUUGUCAUAUUACCUUGAGCAGCAGCUACUAGGAUAGAAAAAAACUCCCAGUAGCUCGCCCACAUAUUUGUCGCAUUGUUGUUUCUGACUCUUGAAAAGAAGAUCAUAAAUAUUCUGCGCUCUUCAAAAGUGAAUCAUACUUCCUACGGUCUUAAACGUGCCUUUUGUUGUUGUAAAUGUCAAAGAAGUAAUGUUGAAGCGUCUGUGGUUCCAUUAAAGACGAGAUUUGCGUGACAAAUAACGUAAAGCGAACUUGAAGAGAAACGAACUGCAAGAGAAACGCUUGAUAAUUGCUGUCAUGUACGCUCUGAAACUUCCUGUCACACAGAGGGAUGAAAAAGGGGAGAAAAUAAAAUGCUAUUUAUUUUGAAAUGGCUCAGAUUUGUAUGUGCAGGGAGUGAAUAGCAGAGGAGGAGACAGCUCACGCGAGUGGAAUGUUUUGUUAGGUGUUGUUACACUGGGUGGAUCUCUGUUUC